This is a messenger RNA of Amorphotheca resinae ATCC 22711, 1291 nucleotides long. RefSeq lists its product as hypothetical. The record is from RefSeq and is a predicted model, not a curated record. The transcript has 11 exons. Gene Ontology annotation, molecular function: zinc ion binding; oxidoreductase activity. Lineage: Eukaryota; Fungi; Ascomycota; Leotiomycetes; Helotiales; Amorphothecaceae. The coding region runs from base 203 to 1291 and encodes 362 amino acids.
GAGAACUUCUCCCAUCUUAUACCCCAGAAGUGCGGGGGUGGGGGGUAUCCCGCAUUCUUCUGGGGAGAUCCGCCCUCGUGGUCGGCUCCGUCAAGAGAGGUAUAAAUAUGAGGCCGUUCCAUCUUGUCUUUAUAACCCAUCAGUUCCCAUCCCUAUUGCACAAAUCAUUACUCCUGUAGUAACCUUAGCAGCCGCAACGACAAUGUUGGUGUACGAUAUCCCCAAGACGCACAGGGCGGCUGUAUAUGACAAGCCAGGUACUAUCUCCACUAAGAUCGUGGAGGUUGAGACUCCCGAGCCAGGACCAGGAGAUGUGCUUGUUCGACUAACACACUCUGGCGUCUGCCAUUCCGAUAUGGGAGUCAUGGAAAACUCAUGGCGAGGGCUUCCAAUGAUGGUUCCGCCGACACAAGUAGGGGGGCAUGAAGGGAUCGGGAUCAUCCACAAGCUUGGCCCCGGAAGUGAGAACGGUCGAGUCAAAGUGGGUGAUCGAGUUGGCAUCAAGUGGGUCGCAUAUGCCUGCGGAGCGUGUGCUCCUUGUCUUGAGGGGAAAGACGGUGUCUGCUUUAACCAAAAGAUCUCGGGGUAUUACUAUCCGGGAACGUUUCAAGAGUACGCCCUUGCGCCAGCGAACUAUGUUACUCCAAUUCCGGAUGGCUUGAGCUCUCAAGAUGCUGCGCCAAUGCUUUGCGCAGGAGUUACAACAUAUUCUGCCUUGCGCAAAUGUGAUGCUAAGAGUGGACAAUGGGUAGUCAUUUCUGGCGCUGGUGGAGGACUUGGACAUCUUGCCACCCAGAUUGGAGCUCGAGGGAUGGCCUACCGUAUCAUUGGUAUCGAUCAUGGUAGCAAAGAGAAUCUUGUCAAAGAAUGUGGUGCCGAGGUCUUCCUCGAUAUUACGAAAUUUGAUGACAAGACACUUGCUGCAGAAGUGAAAAAAGUUACUGGCGGCCUCGGAGCCUCAGCUGUCAUUGUGUGCACUGCUGCGAACCGUGCCUAUGCUCAGGCACUUGACUUCCUGAGGUUUGGAGGAACACUGGUUUGCGUUGGUAUGCCUGAAGGCGAUUCGAAACCUAUUGAAAAGGCAUUCCCUGCUGUCUUGGUUACACAGGAAUGGAAUAUCAAAGGUUCGGCUGUAGGGAACCAGCGAGAGGCUUUGGAGGUUCUCGAUAUGGCCGCUCGCGGCAUCGUGAAGACCCAUCUGAAAGUGAGGAAGUUGGAGGAGCUGACAGAUGUCUUCCAUGAGAUGUCAGAAGGAAAGAUGCAAGGGAGAGUGGUACUUGACCUCCAAUAG